AAGGAUGGCCCAGGAAACCAAUCAAACGCAGGUGCCCAUGCUGUGUACUACAGGCUGUGGGUUUUAUGGCAGCCCCCGGACCAAUGGGAUGUGCUCCGUUUGCUAUAAAGAGUAUCUGCAGAGACAGCAGAGCAGCGGUCGGAUAAGCCCCCCAGCAGCGAGUGGUCCCAGCAGCAGUCCUGUGGCUUCAGAUUCCAGCCUAGGCCAGGACACGGAGGGAGAUACUAUGCCUGAAGAUGUGAAAGCCAGUUUGUUUGCUGCAAAUGCUCCCAGCACUCAGACCCCUGUGACCCAUCAGAUGACAGCCAUGAGCAUAUCCAGAGAGGAGACCAGCAACGAGACAGUAGGAUACGUUAAGACAGAAGAAGCCUCAUCAGCAUCUUCCUCAGGUACCCUCCUUGAAAUAUCCCAGAACUCUCCUGAGGGCAAGAAGGCUUCAGAGAAACCCAAACAGAAAAAGAAUCGCUGCUUCACCUGCCGCAAGAAAAUAGGACUAACCGGCUUUGACUGCCGUUGUGGGAACCUGUUCUGCGCUAUCCACCGCUACUCGGACAUGCACAGCUGCCCAUACGAUUACAAGGCAGAAGCGGCCGAGAAGAUCCGCAAGGAGAACCCCAUCAUCAUGGCUGAGAAGAUCCAGAAGUUGUGAGGGCCCCUGAGCAGCAACAACCCCAGCACUCCUCACCCCUGGACAGAAGGGGCUUCGUGCCAGCACGGGGAAAGGGCCCUGAGCACUGAGAGGCUCAGCCACUCCAGACCAGAGACGCUGGCCCCCUCCCCUCCAUGCCCUUCCCCUUCUGGCCACUGCUCAGCCAACCCACCAUCGCCCCAUUUUGAAAGGGACCUGCCCAGUUCCUGCUACUGAGAGCUCUGGACUCAGCCUCUCUCAGGGCUGCAGCUCCGUGGUUUCUGGACACCCUGAUACUUGCUGUGGGCAUCAGUGAGACGCUGCCCCCUCCACCCUGCAGCAAUUGAGGCUGGGGUCUGGGGCAGCCUCGGCACCAGUCCCUGGCUUCUCUUGCCAUCAGGUUGCAGGGAAAGGACUGUGCCCCUUCAGGAUCUGACGUUCUCCCCUGCCCUUUGAGGCACCAUCAUUGUGGCAGCAGAAUUGCUCAGGGCAGAGCCUGGCACUGCAGCCUGUGGAUAUGGCUGUGACCCUCCAGCUCUGGCCACAAAUGAGCAGCAUUACAGACAUGCGAGUGCCCCCCACCCUUCCCGAAUGGCAGUGGGGCCCAUCAGCGGGUGCUGCUCUCAGUAGUCAGGCUGAACUGGGGGCCUCAUUGCCCCAGCCCCCUCAUGUGCUGGCCUUGCCUGGGCGCAACGUGGGCCAGUCUUGAGCAAUGGCGGUUGUAGCACAAUUGAAGCCCCCCUCUCCUCCCCCUUCAGUCUGUACCUUCUGCCUUAUUGUACGAUUCUCUCUUAUCAGGGUUGUGCGCAAAGCUCAGACCAGCAAACCUCCUCCCCCUUUGCUGCACGCAUGCAAAUCUCAGAGGUCCGACCCCACCCCAGCCUCGCUGAUAUUCAGCGAGAUCUUCUCCUUAGUGAGCAUAGACACCGCACUGACCCUCACCCCACCCCCUUCCUUCCCAGGGCUGGAUCUGCAGCCCUUAUGUGUGGUGGAGCCAUGGAUCUACCCCCAGUGUUAUGGCAAAUGCACCUGGUAAGGACCUCGCAUCGUUCAGGGCUGUCCCUGGGAUGGAUUGACACCUGGCCUUCCUCUUUGCCCCUGGAUCCUCAGCAGAGAUGCUGGGCCUGGGCUCUGUGGGGGGCAAGGGGACUCUGAAUAGGCAGGAUCAGACCCUCUGUCAGUCUCUGAGGCUUAGAGGGAGUGAAAUCCCCAUCUCCACUGAUAUCCUGAGACCCUGCAGCCCCCUUGCACUGGUGCUGAGGCAGGGAUGGGCCCUCCUAUCUCUGCAGUGAGGACCUCCCAGCCUCUCCCUCCCAGGGGCAUCUCCCAUAUUGAGACGAAGCUUGGAUUGGAGCCCUGGGAAGGGCUCCUGGGCCCUUGUUCAGAGCUGAACAAGCUCAAAGCACCAGGGGGUUUUAGAGGCUGGGCAGAUUCUCACUGAUUGACCAAAGCAGAGAGAUGCAUCCCAGGAGAACAGCUGCCAAAGCUUCCACCCCACUUUAUUUCCCCUGAGUCACUGCUUCCUUAAGUAGCUGCAGAGAACAGUCGGGCUCUCUGGGCUGAACCUUCAGCUGGCCAAACUGACACAGCUCCCCUGGGCAAAGCCAACACCCCACAUAAGCUACUUGUGCCAGGCAUCCCAGUAGGGUUCAGAUCUCGGUGCCAAUCUGCAGUAGACCUCUCAGCUUCAGGGUGCGGGCUGAGCCUGUUCCUGUCACCGCAGUCCUGCCUGCGUUGCUCCACGGAUCCCAAGGGCAUUGCACGUGCAUGGGAUCGCACUGACCCACUCAGCUAGGUCCUUGGUGUAAAUGCUCUCUGGGCAGGCACGUGAGCCAGGCUUUCAGCAGGUGCAAAGCAAAAUUGGGGCUGUCAGGCAAAAGCAGGGCAACUGCAGUGUCUCCGCAGGGUGAGUAAAGUUAUGCAGCUGGGCCAGUGAUCAGAAUAGGGCCCUCGCCCUGCCCUUGCUCCCAGAGCCAGCUGACCUGGGGGUUUAGCCCUGGUGUUGAAAACUGGGUGCUUUGAGCUCUCUCUCUUGCCCACUUGCCUGUGCCCGUUCUUGCCUGGAGCCCAGCAGAGACCAACUAUUUAUAUAGAUAGAGUUUAUUUUUGGAAGGGGCUGGCUGGCGCCUGGCUUGCAUCUGGCCUGCCAGGGUGGACGGCAGGAGACCCAUGGCCCUUCCCAGAUCACAUGCGGUAGCAUUCACUUGAGCCUGGUGGAUUCUUCCUGGGGCAGGGGAGGAAAGUCAACAAGGUGAGAAGCCGGCCUUUCGCUUCCCUUCCGUUCCUGCCUCCCCCCCCCGACUCUGUUUUGUUCCUUCCUCCUAGAACGACUGAUCCCAGAAUGUAAAUAUUAAUAUAUUCUAGUUUGCUUG
Molecule: messenger RNA, 3000 nt
Organism: Alligator sinensis (Chinese alligator)
Lineage: Eukaryota; Metazoa; Chordata; Crocodylia; Alligatoridae
Product: AN1-type zinc finger protein 5-like
Exons: 5
Coding region: 5-649 (214 amino acids)
Molecular function (GO): zinc ion binding; DNA binding
Source: RefSeq, a predicted model, not a curated record